Molecule: messenger RNA, 665 nt
Organism: Carassius auratus (goldfish)
Lineage: Eukaryota; Metazoa; Chordata; Actinopteri; Cypriniformes; Cyprinidae
Product: protein diaphanous homolog 2-like
Exons: 4
Coding region: 7-633 (208 amino acids)
Biological process (GO): actin filament polymerization
Cellular component (GO): actin filament
Source: RefSeq, a predicted model, not a curated record
UAAACCAUGCUGUACUGUCACUCAUAUCCCUGCGAUGGUUCACCAAAUGAGCAGGCAGCAGGUGUUUUCUCCUGUGGCACUGAUGGGUGUGUUUGUACAUUUUCUUUGCAGAACCUGAUCAAAAACCUUCCGGAGCAGAAGGAGCUGAGCAAUCUGGCCGAGCUAAAGAAUGAAUACGAGGAGCUUUGUGAAUCAGAGCAGUUUGGAAUUGUGAUGAGCUCAGUCAAGAUGUUGCGUCCCCGACUGAACGGUAUCAUCUUCAAGCUGACGUUUGAGGAGCAGGUAAACAACAUCCGGCCUGACAUCAUGAAUGUGACAUUCGCAUGCGAGGAGGUGAAGAAGAGCGAAGGUUUCAGCAUGAUCCUGGAACUGGUGCUGCUGAUCGGAAAUUACAUGAACUCUGGCUCCAGAAACGCUCAGACAUUCGGCUUCAACAUCAGCUUCCUCUGCAAGCUUCGUGACACCAAGUCGACAGACCAGAAUACAACUCUUCUGCACUUUCUGGCUGAAAAAUGUGAAGAAAAGUAUCCUGAGAUCCUGAAGUUCCCUGAUGAGCUUGAGCAUGUUGAAUGUGCUAGCAAGGGAGGUGAAAGGAAUCACUCCAGUCAUCAGCCAGCUGUGAGAAUCCAUUAGUCUUUGUGAGACAGACCUUAAGGACACUAUCA